AUGACUUCACUCGAGGACUUAGCAGACGAGAUAGUCCUCGAGAUCUUGGAGCAUCUCGAGCUAGACAAUCUCACAUUAUCCUCCAUCUGUCGGACUUCAUCUCGACUCAACAGCCUUGCGCGACCGAUAUUAUAUAAAAGCAUAUUCCUCAUCCUCCCACCCCAUGAACCAAUCAUCCAACUCACCCAAUCCCUCGAUUCAGACAAAGACCUCGCACCUUUAAUCCAUCGCCUCCACCUCACCUGGCCAAGCGGCGGCCACGUCCCCGCCUACGACAAAGUCAAGAUCCAAGAGCUCCUCCACAAGCUGACCUCGCUCCGACACCUCUGCGUCCGAGUCCCCCACGACCAAAGAUCCACGCUCUCCGUCCUCGAAUUUGCAGAAUACAAAGAACUGCAAUAUGUCAACUUCGACUAUCCCGACCUCACCAACGCGACGAUCAUGAAGUUCAUGUUCCUGCCCAAGAUCAAACAAAUGGAUAUCAUGUUCUUCAAAAGCUUAUCAGACCCCACCAUCCCACUGGAUUGUCAGCCCGGCACUUCACCCGUCGAAACCCUCCGCUUUGGCACCUGCACGCCGCGAGAAGUUGUUCUGAGGACCUUCCUCCAGUGUCCUGCUGCUCUGGAGACGCUCAGUUUCACGGUCCCUCCGUUUGCCGAGCAAUUCCAGACCUCAACGUCAACGAGGGAUUUCUCGCCGAGGAAGAUUGGGGAUGCGCUGGCGCCGGUCAGGCAUUCGUUGGUUAAUUUGACGGUUGGGAGUAGGUCGAUACAUCGACAUGAUGGAUCGAGACUGGAUAUUAGCGCUUUUGAGAAGUUGACGCAUAUAUCUGUGCCCUCGAUCUUGUUUUUCAAGUCGAGUAGGCCACGUGAUGGGGUGUAUCGACUUUUGCCGCGAUCACUAGAAACCCUCGAGAUCUGUUUCUCCGAACCACCCUGGAUCUUCCAAUCCGAUACCGUCAUCGAAGAAGACGAGGAAGCCGCGGCUGCAGCAAAGGAGAAAUGGAUUUUGGAAUUGGCUUUGAAUAAAGCGGUGUACCUGCCUUUGCUUUCUCGAGUCAAACUGAGAGAGUUGCGGAGGGUCAAUGUAUAUCCUUUCACGGGGUACAAAUCGCCUAUCCCGGAGAAUAUCCAGGAGGCAUUCGAUGAGAAGGACAUCCACAUUGAGAUUUGGACUCGGAAGCUGAGGUGA
Mollisia scopiformis is the source of this 1191-nucleotide messenger RNA. RefSeq lists its product as uncharacterized. Gene Ontology annotation, molecular function: protein binding. The coding region runs from base 1 to 1191 and encodes 396 amino acids. The record is from RefSeq and is a predicted model, not a curated record. The transcript has 2 exons. Lineage: Eukaryota; Fungi; Ascomycota; Leotiomycetes; Helotiales; Mollisiaceae.